AUGUCGAAGAACCCGAAGCUUGCCUACGAGGCGAAAGAGCCCGCAUUUCUCCAGAAGCUUCGUGGCCACUAUGGCGAUACUUCCGGUCGCCUCGAGCGACCCGCUGCGCGCCCUCGAAAAAUCAAAGACAAGAACGACGAGGACGAUGAUGCGCCCGUAUACGUCGAUGAAGAGAGUAACGAGGUGAUCUCCAAAGCAGAAUAUGAGGCCCUCGUUGGUGGUGGUUCAGAUCAAAAAGACGACGAGGCCUCUGCGAGGGACGAACCCACGGAAAAUGGUCAGGACAAUGCGCCGCCUCAAACCGAGACCUCUACGGCUAAACAGAGCAAUCUGACCGAAGUCGGGGCUCCAAGAAAGCGGAAACAGGUCAAGGUUGUGGGUGAUGAUGAGCCAGAGAAAUCUGGAGAAAAGCAAGAGGCCGACGAGGCUCAGCCAAAGGCACCAGCGCCUCGGAAGCCCAAAAAGGCCAAGAAAAUCAAACUUUCCUUUGACGAGGAAUGA
Molecule: messenger RNA, 501 nt
Organism: Penicillium brasilianum
Lineage: Eukaryota; Fungi; Ascomycota; Eurotiomycetes; Eurotiales; Aspergillaceae
Source: the annotation of a GenBank genome assembly